GUCGAAUGGUUGUCCAACUGCCUUCAACGCCAAUAAACUCUUGAAUCUCAACAUGCUCGCUCGCGUUGUCCUGUCCACGUGCCGCCGCGCUUCUGCUCCAGCUCAGCGCAACUUCAUGCGCUCCAGUGUUCUGUUGAACGAAAACAAGCCGGAAGAAGAAGCUACUGCUGCUGCCACGGAAGAGCCUGCCGUCGCAGAGGAUGGUUCCAGUGACCCUGUUGCCGCAUUGCAAGCUGAAGUCGAAGCGUUGAAGGCGAAAAAUACCGACUUGACCGACAAGGUGUUGCGUGCAUUGGCGGAUGCCGAAAACGUGCGUCGGAUUUCGCGCGCCGACGUCAACAACGCGCGCGAGUUCUCCAUUUCUAAGUUUGCCAAGAGUUUGUUGGAUGUUUCGGACAAUUUGAAGCGUGCCCAUGAGAGCAUUUCGAUCGAAGAAUUGUCGCCCGAACACAGCUUGGACGCGAUCAAGAACCUCCAUGAAGGCGUCGUCAUGACAGACAAGGAACUACAGAAGGUGUUUCACUCGUUUGGCAUCACUUCUGUUGGUGAAGCCGGCGAGAAGUUUGACCCCAACUUCCAUGAAGCGUUGUUCGAGUAUGUGGACCCGACCAAGACGGCAGGCACGGUCGGCCAAGUGCUGAAGACAGGCUACACGAUUCACAACCGUGUGUUGCGACCUGCGCAAGUCGGCGUCGUCAAGGCUAGCCCAUAGAAACCUCCAUUACAACUCCAUCUGUGCUCAAUAGACCUCUUGAAUCUUGACCUGAAUGCUACCAAAUCCACGCAUCGACCCAUCGACUACAAGACAACGAUGCACAGGAAAUGGCCAACAUCUCGAGAUGAAAGGUGCAUCCAUGUCCUCGUUAGGGCGGGUCCUGCCAAUGUGGAGUGUUGGAAUCACUUUGUGUGGGUUACAAGCACACGAGCUGGAGGAUGUGUAAAGGACGACAGGUUUGAGCAGCGACACCAUUUUGAUAGCAACUGGG
Molecule: messenger RNA, 986 nt
Organism: Aphanomyces invadans
Lineage: Eukaryota; Oomycota; Saprolegniomycetes; Saprolegniales; Verrucalvaceae
Exons: 1
Coding region: 53-712 (219 amino acids)
Biological process (GO): protein folding; protein import into mitochondrial matrix
Cellular component (GO): PAM complex, Tim23 associated import motor
Molecular function (GO): protein homodimerization activity; protein-folding chaperone binding; adenyl-nucleotide exchange factor activity
Source: RefSeq, a predicted model, not a curated record